AUGAAGGGACAGGUGGACCUUAACACCGCAGACGGCAGCGAGAGCCCCGGCGUCCAGGGGGACGCGCACCGCCUUACGGGUAGGAUGCUUUGCGACUUUGGCCGGCCACCCCCUUCGGAGAAAAUGCAGCCUGACGGGAGCAGUGUGGCAAAUGUCUGCAGACUGCGGCUGACCGUGCCUCCCGAGAGUCCCGUUGCUGAGGAAAGUGAGAAGAAGCUUGAAAGAAAAGAGCAACAUCCUGACCCAAGCAAUGGGGAGCCAACCCGGAAACUUCCUCAGGGCGUUGUCUAUGGCGUGGUGCGAAGAUCAGAUCAAAAUCAGCAGAAAGAAAUGGUGGUGUACGGGUGGUCCACCAAUCAGCUGAAAGAAGAGAUGAAUUACAUCAAAGAUGUGAGAGCCACCUUGGAAAAAGUAAGGAAGCGGAUGUACGGAGACUAUGAUGAAAUGAGACAGAAGAUUCGGCAGAUCACCCAGGAGCUGUCAGUUUCGCAGGCGCAGAAGGACUACCUGGAGAAUCACAUCGAAGCACAGUCGUCGGCCCUGGACAGCUUCAAUGCCACGAACUCGGCGCUGGCGUCAGACUCCAUUGACCUGCAGAAAACGCUUGUGGAUGUUACUCUGGAAAAUAGCAGCAUUAAGGAUCAAAUCAGAAACCUGCAGCAGACGUAUGAAGCGUCCAUGGACAAGCUGCGGGAAAAGCAGAGGCAGUUAGAGGCUGCGAAAGUUGAAAACCAGCUGCUGAAAAUGAAGGUGGAGUCCUCCCACGCAGCCAACGCCGAGGUGUUGAGGGAGAUGACCAGGAAGCUGUACGGCCAGUACGAAGACAAGCUGCAGGAGGAGCAGCGGCGGCACAGCGCCGAGAAGCAGGCGCUCCUGGAAGAAACCAAUAGUUUCCUGAAAACGAUUGAAGAAGCCAAUAAGAAGAUGCAGGCGGCAGAGAUCAGCCUGGAGGAGAAAGACCAGAGGAUUGGGGAGCUGGACAGGCUGAUCGAGCGCAUGGAAAAGGAACGCCAUCAGCUGCAACUACAACUCCUAGAGCACGAAACAGAAAUGUCCGGGGAAAUAACAGACUCUGACAACGGAAGGUAUCAGCAGCUGGAGGAGGCGUCGGCCAGCCUCCGGGAACGGAUCCGACAUCUGGAUGACAUGGUGCAUUGCCAGCAGAAGAAGGUCAAGCAGAUGGUUGAGGAGAUUGAAUCAUUAAAGAAAAAGGUGCAGCAGAAGCAGCUCUUAAUAUUGCAGCUUUUGGAAAAGAUAUCUUUCUUAGAAGGAGAGAAUAAUGAAUUACAAAGCAAGUUGGAUUACUUAAUAGAAACCCAGCCCAAGACUGAAGUGGAAACCAGAGAAGUUGGAGUGGGCUGUGAUCUUGUACCCAGCGAAGCACAUCGGACCCGUGAAGUCUCCGCAAUGCCUUCCAGGAACUAUGCCCCAUACGCACGUGUCCUGGAGUUAACCAUGAAGAAAACUCUGACUUAGGCCCUCAGAGACAUGCACUCUUUACAGAUGGACAAAGGCCCUGGGACCCGGCGGCUUGAAGUCUGGAAAGGGUGACUGUUGCUUCUUCGCCUAUGCAGUUUAAGCCAGAAUGGAAAUUGCUGCGGUUCUGAUCCAUUUCAUAAGAUGUGAAGGAAAGUGGAGGCGGAGGGGGAGGGCAGGAGAGAGGUUUACAAGGUCAUAUUUCAAACACCCAACCAGCCUAUUCCGCUGUCCCGGGCCAUUGUUAGUUUUCCAUGUAUACGCUUAAGUCCUGUCAGAAGAAUUCCCUCACAGUCUAUUUUGUUUUACUAGACUUCAGUUGGGAGGAAAAAGGGCAUUCAUUUGAAAUUUCAUGUUAAUCUGGCCAGGACCAUUUGUUACGCAUGAAGGCUUUGUUUACCCGUAAAAGUAUUAGAGGCAGUAUUUCUCUGGAGCAGAGAAGCCUGCCACAAGAGCAUGGGCACGGGGGAACUUGACAGGGGUGGGGGCAGGGGGGUGGAUUGUUCCCAGCACAAGUGCGGGCUCCUCUCGGUGUGUGCAGCGUUGGGGAACCUUGGAGAUGGUCCUCAUGUGGGCAGACACGCUUCCUUCUGACCUGCCGAUCCCUUCGUUCAAUCUGUGCCUUAUGCCUCCGUGGAGCCAGCUGAAAUCACUGUAUUUAUUCAACCUGUGAUUUUUUUUUUUCUUUCUCAUUUUAACUGAAAGAGAAUUUUGUAUGUUGUGGAAAUUUAAUCAUGUCAUGUUUUCAGUAUUGAUUGGUGUUUUUGUUAAACGAAUGAGUAAUUUGUCCAUGCAUGCUCUACUCUGAUAUUAUAAUUACCCGUGUCACAUCUGUUUAAUAAAUGCCAUAUAUUUUGUUCUACUGA
Myotis davidii is the source of this 2342-nucleotide messenger RNA. It is a transcript of the gene MYZAP, whose product is annotated as myocardial zonula adherens protein. Gene Ontology annotation, biological process: intracellular signal transduction; maintenance of ER location. The record is from RefSeq and is a predicted model, not a curated record. The transcript has 14 exons. NCBI's taxonomy places the organism in Eukaryota, Metazoa, Chordata, Mammalia, Chiroptera, Vespertilionidae. Bases 1 to 1476 code for a protein of 491 amino acids. Gene Ontology annotation, cellular component: intracellular anatomical structure; nuclear envelope; RNA polymerase II, holoenzyme.